Molecule: messenger RNA, 2866 nt
Organism: Megachile rotundata (alfalfa leafcutting bee)
Lineage: Eukaryota; Metazoa; Arthropoda; Insecta; Hymenoptera; Megachilidae
Gene: Cog7
Product: conserved oligomeric Golgi complex subunit 7
Biological process (GO): intracellular protein transport; Golgi organization; retrograde vesicle-mediated transport, Golgi to endoplasmic reticulum
Cellular component (GO): COG complex
Source: RefSeq, a predicted model, not a curated record
CGUCUGGAAUCCGAGAUACAAAAGUCGUUUUGUCACAAUUGCCAGAAAAAAAGAAACAACACUCGAUUUACUCGUUGCUUUUUUAUUUCGAUCGUAAUCCAUUAUUAUUUUGACGUUCGUUUUCUAGUAUCGACCUUUUUACUACAAUAAAUAACGUACUAUACAGCGAAUACGGUGUUCAAAAAUUUCUCGCGAUUUCCUCGUACCGAGUCAUUGAUUGAACGAAAUACGAUAACCUAGAAUCGCGUAUCGUAACCGAAGUAUACAUAUAUUGCACAUUUGCACGAUCGAUCCACCGAGUAGCUCCUACUCUGCAAACACUAGUUUCAAAUAAUUUAUAAACAUAAUUUGCGAUACGCAUGUAACGAAACGAAAAAACGGUCUAAUUUCGUUGUAAAAUAAAAAACUCGUAUCCAGGUUCCGGUGUCACAAACGCACGAAGUGCAGCAAACUGCAAUGAGACACUUCUGCGCUAUGCGGCGGUAGAGAAAAAGUAAUAGCACUGUUUUAAUAAGGCUGUUUGCGAUUUAAAAUUAAAACUAUGGUAAGCAGCAAAAAAUCGGAUGUAUCCGCGUUUUCCGAAGAUACUUUCGAUGUCAAAGAUUGGAUUAACAAAACGUUUAAAUCUGCCGAGGCACAAGAAAAUAAAGAUGCAUUUGUUUCAUCUCUAGUAAUGAAAUUACAAUUAUACGUGCAACAAGUCAAUGGUGCUUUAGAAGAAACCAGUCAGUCCGUUCUUUCGAGUUUACCAAGAGUCUUAAGGGAUACUCAACUUUUACAGCAGGAAGCUAUAGCUCUAAGUGAAAAAAUGGUUGCCGUAAAACAAGAAAUAGAAAAGGUUGAGAAAGACACUGCAUCAUCAAUGGCAACGUUAGAAAGGAUAGAUAAAAUAAAAACAGAUUUGCAAGCUGCCAAACAAGGCUUACAUGAGGCUGAUAAUUGGAGUGUAUUGGCCAAUGAUGUCGAAGAGGUAUUUGAAUCGGGUGAUAUAGAAGCCAUUGCAAAUAAAUUGUUUAGUAUGCAAAAAUCAUUGGCAAUGCUUGUAAAUGUUGUUGAUUAUGAAGAUAAAAAAUUUCAAUUAGAAGGACUAAAAAAUCGUUUAGAAGCAAUGGCUAGUCCAAAGUUAGUUCAAGCAUUUACUGCUGCAAAUUUAGAACAGUCCAAAGUUUAUGUGGAUAUUUUCGAUAAAAUGGACCGUUUACCGCAACUUCUUAAAUAUUACCAUAAUUGUUUGAAAGUCUCAUUAGGGCAAGAGUGGCGUAGAACUAUUGAACUAGCACAAGAUGAAAAUGUUUCCUAUUGGUUACACACUUAUUAUGAUAAACUAUUAUCUACUUGGAAUGAUCAGGUGAAAUGGUGUCAUCAAGUGUUUCCAAACGUUUCGAUCGAGAUUAUAGUCGAAGUAUAUGCCGAUCUUUUAAGAAGUUUAGAUCCAGGCAUUCCAGAAUGCAUAGAAGCAGUAUUAAAGCAACAUUCCAAUGCCAUGCAGUUAUCGCUGUUGUUGGAACUUAAACAAAUUACAAGACAUUUUGUAGUGAACUUACAAGGUAUUAUCGAAUCGUCUUCACAUGGAAAAUUACAGAAUUCAAAAUUGUUAUCGUUAGCACAAGCAAUAUAUUCGCCUUAUGUUCCAUACAUUGUUAAGUAUCAUAUUUACGAAACUGCGCAACUUGAACAUCAGCUACAGUCUAUAGAGUGUACGCGAGAUGAUUUAAGCGAUACGAUUAGUGCUCUUUCUCUUAGUAUUUCGAGAGUAAUGGAAUACGCAAAUGAAGCAAAUAAAAGAUGCAAACUAUUUACGGAUGGCUGUGGAUAUCCGGGUUUACUAAAAUCUUUAAAUAGCUAUUUUAAUAAAUACCUUGAAAAAUAUCAAACAACCAUACGUCAGUUGGAACGCAAAAAAGUGAAACACGAGGAUUGGAAUUUAUUUCAAAUGUGUCUCACUUUAAUGCAAACUAUAGGUGAUCUUUUGGGACAAGUUCAACAGUUCGAAAAGUGUUUGGUAAUCGAUGUAACCGAGGCUAAUAAUAAAUUACAAAGUACAGCCGAUAGUGUUUUUAAUCAAUAUAAAAAGCUACUUUUAAAUACAUCGAGCCAAACAGAACUAGAAAAUUUGGUUUCAUCCUUUCAGAAAGAGGAAGAAACCAUUCUUGAUGCCAUAAUAAAGUCUAUUCACAAAUUGUGUUCAGAUUUACAUCGUGCAACAUACGAAGUGAUUUUUGCCCCUAUUUUUACUCAACUAUUAUUAGUACAAAAGGCACCUGCAUGGUCGACAGAAACGAAUAAAAUGACUCAUCUAAGCGCAGAUUUACCUGAUUACAGUUUCGCACCUCAAGAAUAUAUAACACAAGUUGGGCAAUAUUUAAUGACAUUACCUCAGCACUUGGAACCAUUUUUGCUUAGAGAAAAUCCAAGUCUUAAUCAAGCGCUGAAAGCAGCAGAUCCGCAAUAUGCACAAGGUACAACUGAAUCCGGAUUUACAGGUAUCCUGUUGGAUAUCAUUGCCAAAGGAACCUGUCAAAUGUUUUUAGAUCAAACCUUAGGAAUUUGUCAAUUCUUAAGUUCUGCUGCAUGCAAACAACUUGCUACUGAUAUAGAUUAUCUAGGUAAUGUGUUGGAAGAACUUGGUCUAUCUUUGUCAGAAAAUUUACAACACAUGUCUCUUUUAUUGAGAUUGUCACCAGAAGAGUAUCAAAGUGGUAGUUCUGGAUGUAAUGCCAGAGUUGUGGCUGCAGUAAGACAAAUGCGAAAUAUUACGUAUUCCAGUUAAUUAAUACGCGAAAGAUAAGUAUCUUAAAAAUUAUACGAAAUGUUGUUAUUUAUUUAAAUAUUUUUGGGAAAAGAAAUUAACGUGUAUAUAUUUAUA